AUAGCAAUAGAGAAAACAUUAUUUCAGUGAGUCACCUAGAGUUCCCUUCUCUAGCAGGUACCUUCCUUUACCAACUUGAUGCUUUUUCCAUUUCUUUUACAACUGAUAUGGGGACGUUAUGCUCAGUUGCCUACUUAUGGUGUGUGGAGGUCAUUUAAAGGAAACUGCUUCCUUUUAAUGUUGCUCGUGUGGAUUUAUGUUAUGAUGAGUGGCCAUCAGGUUACUGCCUAAGUGAUUAGAGGGUGUCUUUACUUGGAGUUAAUGUAUGCAUUGUUGUUUCGAGUUUACAGGGCUUCUGCCAUGGGUAUCUACCAUCAUGUGGAGUUCUCAGUAGAUCUGUGCAGCGUUACUUCUUCCUUAACACCUGAAGCUUAUGCUUGCAGUGCCUAGUUCUGUGAUCCUUGUGUAAUUACUUCGCUCAUCAGAGUUGUAUUAUUAUCUGCUAGGCUUGUAUAAGUACAGGAAAAAGUACUUCAGAAACAAGCCUCUGUCUAUUUUGGUGCAGUGUUGUUCACAUGCUGUUCUUCCAUUCAUGCUCUUCUCUUUUAGGAAUUUUGGAUCUUGUGAAGAGAAGGGAAGUGGAUGGCAGCUGUACAGUAUUUUAUAAUCCAACACGUGACAUGUAGUCCUGACACCGUCUUUUUGAACCCCAAAGCCUAACAAGGGGAUACAAGGACUUAUCCCACCAUUGAAAAAAUCUUGAAGCAGUAUUUCUGAACUGAAGUUACCACGUGUGGCUGCAUGGAAAGAAAGUGGCAGAACAUCAGCUAUGCAAGCUAAGAGUGCUUUUUGCUCAUUGUGAACCUGCACCAAGGAGGGGGAGGAUAUUACUACUUAGUUUCAGUAAUCAUGUCCACAACUGAGAGGAAGAAUCUAGCAAGUUCGUGUUGAGGUGUAUUCUCAAGUCAAGAUACAGCAGUGGCUCGUAUGCUUCUCUGGAUAACAUAAUCCAUGGAUAAAGUGGGAAAGAUGUGGAACAAUUUCAAAUACAGGUGCCAGAAUCUCUUCGGUCAUGAAGGUGGAAGCCAAAAUGAAAAUGUGGUUGUGAACUCCAGUAGUUGCUCAUCUGCUAAAGACAAAGCUAUCCAGAUAACUGGUGUGGCCCAACAGCAACCCAGCAGCCCUUUGAGAGAAAACAUUGCUUUGCAACUAGGUUUAAGUCCUUCCAAGAAUUCGGCAAGGCGGAACCAAAACUGUGUCACAGAAAUUCCUCAGAUUGUUGAAAUAAGCAUUGAGAAAGAGAACGACUCAUGUAUCACCACGGGAGCGAGGCUUGCUCGAAGGGACUCUUAUUCUCGGCAUGCUCCUUGGGGUGGGAAGAAGAAACAUUCCUGCUCUACCAAAACCCAGAGCUCCUUGGAUACUGAAAAAAGAUUUGGUAGAACGCGAAGUGGUUUGCAGAGGCGGGAGAGAAGGUACGGGGUGAGUUCUGUCCAUGAUAUGGAUGCAGUAUCAAACAGGACAGUGGGCAGCCGUUCUCUGCGACAGCGUCUCCAGGAUACUGUUGGGCUGUGUUUUCCCAUGAGAACUUACAGCAAACAGUCCAAACCUCUGUUUUCUAACAAAAGAAAGAUCCAUCUCUCUGAACUGAUGCUUGAGAAAUGCCCUUUUCCUGCAGGCUCUGAUCUGGCUCAGAAGUGGCACCUGAUUAAACAGCACACAGCUCCUGUGAGUCCACAUUCAACCUUUUUUGAUACAUUUGAUCCUUCCUUGGUCUCCACGGAAGACGAAGAAGACCGGCUGCGAGAGAGACGCAGACUCAGUAUUGAAGAAGGGGUUGAUCCCCCUCCCAAUGCUCAAAUACAUACUUUUGAAGCUACAGCACAGGUUAAUCCAUUGUAUAAACUGGGACCAAAGCUAGCCCCCGGUAUGACUGAGCUGACCGGGGACAAAAAUCUAACCCCUCCAGGAAACUGUGACUCUGAAGAGGACACAACAACACUCUGUCUGCAGUCACGCAGGCAGAAGCAGCGUCAGAUCUCCGGAGAGAGCCACGGCCACAUCAGCAGGCAGGGGGCUUGGAAGGUGCACACUCAGAUUGACUACAUCCAUUGCCUUGUGCCAGACUUACUUCAGAUCACAGGUAACCCCUGCUACUGGGGCGUGAUGGACCGCUACGAAGCAGAAGCACUUCUGGAGGGUAAACCUGAAGGCACUUUUUUGCUCAGGGAUUCUGCGCAAGAGGACUACCUCUUCUCUGUGAGCUUCCGUCGAUAUAACCGAUCGCUACAUGCACGCAUUGAGCAGUGGAAUCACAAUUUCAGUUUUGAUGCCCACGAUCCCUGUGUGUUUCACUCCUCCACUGUUACAGGGCUUCUGGAACACUACAAAGACCCUAGCUCUUGCAUGUUCUUUGAACCAUUGCUUACCGUGUCCCUGAACAGGACCUUCCCCUUUAGUCUGCAGUAUAUCUGCCGGGCAGUAAUCUGCAGGUGCACUACAUACGAUGGAAUUGAUGACCUUCCUCUACCUUCAAUGUUGCAAGACUUUCUAAAGGAGUAUCACUAUAAGCAAAAAGUCAGGGUGCGAUGGCUGGAGCGGGAACCUAUAAAAACAAAGUAAACGGAAAUCAGAAUCCCCAAUAAGCUUACAGAAUAUGCUUUUUGUGUGUUACAGUUUAACUGCAGCGAACGCACCAACAACGUCUAGCUUUUUUGCAAUAUCCUAUUUAAGCAGAGUGUUAGUAUCCUGUCAGAUGCUGCCUGCUGUUAAUCAAACUAAGUUGUGAUGCCUCUUGGAAACAAUAAGCAGACACAAUUCUGCACGUUUUUCAUUAAGGCCUAAUGAAAAUAUUUUUGCUAAUUCCUGAAUAUUCUGUUUUUAUAGCUGUAGUAAUUGGAUGAAGAAACUAUGAGGCAUUUUCCGUGGGGCAUUCAUGUGAUGCUGAUAAAGAAAGACUUUAUUGGAGGAGCAUUUUUGCUAAUAUUUGAAGUAUUUUUUUAAAAUACCUUCUUGAAAACUUUUCACUUCUCAAAGUACUAAUUUAGCUCGCGGAUAAUUUUGCAGAUAGUAGUGAAUAUUUUCUUUUAAUCAAGAGCAGUUCGCUAGAAGCAGGGAUGGCCUGCAGUCCAUAAAGAGUUAACGGCCUUUUGAUGCUAGCAGAUGAAUCAUGCUUUUCUCAGUGUAUAGGGUUUCCUAAUCGUUAAGACUUGAAUAUGCCUGCUCAGUACUGUAAUUCUAUUUUAAACACUUGGAGAUUUAAGUGGCAUUGUUAGUAAAGGUAAUACUGUCUUGGACAGUUAAAUACCUUCCAGCGUGAAUUAUCAAUUUGGUGGCAGGGCACAGAAUUAGAUUACUGCCAUGAAAGAAAAGUUUGUGUUUUUCUAAAGCAGAAUUUGGUGGCCUGACUACUCGUCAUUUACAAUGGAAGGUAAUAGUGAAGAGAAACAAUGUUUUUUAUUUAAAGUGUCUGAUAUUUUUAUGGAGAAAAUUACAAGUGGUUGAAUUAUUAUAAUCAGAAUACAAAAUCUGACAUAUCUGAAAUAAAUGUCAGGUUUCAAAGGUACUGUUACACUUUAUUUGUAAAUAUCUUUCCAUUUGUGCUUUUUUAAAUGUUUUAAAGUAAGAUGCACUGAUAAUAGUUUCAACAGAUUACUUGGAAACAAAAUUCUGAGUUCUGUUUGCUUAUUUAAUUGGAGAUGGAACUUAAAACAGUUCUGUCUUAGACAUUUUUGCACUAAAAUUUUGUUGGAAUGCCCUGUCCCGUUUAAUGUUUUGUACCAAUUACGAGUGCUCCCUAGUUUCUUUACCAGCUGCUACAGUAUGUUAUUACUUACUUCUCUAUGGCAGUGACCUGUGCGAGGUAGGGAACAUCUUGGCUGCAAGUACAAUAAACGUUAUUCUUGUAUGCUACACUAACCCUUCUAUUGAUGUAUUUUUCUGCUUGCUGUGCCUUGUUCUGGCUUUUUGUGCUAAUAAAGUACAGUAUGUUCAGUGUUA
Molecule: messenger RNA, 3939 nt
Organism: Cygnus atratus (black swan)
Lineage: Eukaryota; Metazoa; Chordata; Aves; Anseriformes; Anatidae
Gene: SOCS5
Product: suppressor of cytokine signaling 5
Exons: 3
Coding region: 952-2562 (536 amino acids)
Biological process (GO): intracellular signal transduction; phosphatidylinositol phosphate biosynthetic process; cell surface receptor signaling pathway via JAK-STAT
Cellular component (GO): phosphatidylinositol 3-kinase complex
Molecular function (GO): 1-phosphatidylinositol-3-kinase regulator activity
Source: RefSeq, a predicted model, not a curated record